AUGGCCGAGAAAAGAAGAUGGAGACAAACUACGGAGCAAUUUAUGGAUAUAGACAUCAAGAUUCUUUUUUUUUUUUUUUUUUUCUUUUUCUUGGAAGGAUUAUCCCAGUACCCGAGACAACAUAUUUUUCUCUUGUUCAGCCUUAUAAUGUAUCUGACUUCCCUCCUGCUCAGCACUCUCAUUUUAAUCACUGUCUUAGAUUCAUACCUCCAAACUCUCAUGUUUUUGUUUCUUAGAAAUCUCUCUUCCAUAGAUAUUUGUUACGUAUCUGUUUUUCCUACUUUAUUGGUCAUCUUGCUGUCAUCACAGAAUACCAUCCUCUUUUCUGGGUGUGCUGCACAGAUGUACAGGUCCCUUGCCAUGGGCUGUGUGCUUCUGGCUGUGAUGGCGGAUGUGCUUGUUGCCAUUUGCAAACCACUGAGAUACUCCAUUAUCAUAAACAGGCAAGUCUGUGUGCAGAUGGUAGCUGUCUCUUGGGUGAUGGGCUGUCUGAUUGCCCUGCUGGAAACCAGCUUUGCCCUGCAGACACCCCUCUGUGGGAAUCUCAUUGGUCACUUCACCUGUGAAAUCCUGGCAAUGCUCAAGUUAGCUUGUACAAGUUCACUGCUCACAGACAUGGUCAUGUUAUUAGUGGUGAGCAUUAUCCUCCUGUCCAUUCCGGUGCUCUUAAUUUGUCUCUCUUGUAUCAUCAUCCUUUCUACUAUUCUGAGGAUCAGCACAGCAGAGGGAAGAAGCAAAGCCUCUGCUUGUGGUGCACACUUGACGGUGGUGAUCUUAUAUUAUGGGGCUGCUCUCUCCAUGUACCUGAAGCCUUCUUCAUCAAAGUCACAAGAAAUAGACAAAAUCAUCACAUUACUUUAUGGGGUGCUCACUGUUACAUUGAACCCCAUAAUUUAUAGUUUAAGAAACAAAGAGGUCAGAGAUGCUGUGAAAAAAAUUACUGGGACAUCUACCAUUGCCUCAAACACAAGAAUGUUUCUGACAAGCUUUGUGGGGCCUGUGGUUUUGUUAAAGAUAUAUUUAACUGAUAACAUUAGGUACAGUCUGAAUGAAUUCGUGAGAAAGAAAGUAAGUGUUUCUGGAAGGCUCCACCCUAGGUAUGGACAAUCCUCUAUAAUCCAGGAUAAUAAGGAGUGGCAUUCUCCUCUGCUGAUUCCUGCUGUAGCAGAGGCGGGGAGUGGCAGUGCAGAGGACUACAUUGGAGAACAAGGCUUUAAGGAGGCAACUCAGUUAAAUGAAGACCCACCAUUUGGGGGCCUUAGAGGAACAAGACCAUCCUUCAUGGUACAGAAAACUUCAAAGUGUGCUGUCCAGAGGCUCCCAAUGCUAGCAGGUGGUCAAGGGAAUUUUGAUGAUGAGAGCUGUCUUUCAAGAAAACUAGCCAAAAACAGGAAACUCAUUUUGUUGGCACUCUCUCCACUGAGGACCAAGUUGCACCGGGAUUUCCAGCCGGGCUGUGUGGGUGUCUGGCGUUGGAGAUGUCUCAGAGGGAUGAGGACAGCGGCACCUCCACUGUUAUGGCUUCCUGCAGAUGCCCCAGAGUCAGGAAGUUCACUCCAUUUUCAGUGGAACCUGGUGUUCCCUUGGCGUCUAACCUGGGCCCAGCACCGCUGUCGCAGAAGUAGCGAGAACAGGGGCUCUGGGCUGUGA
Molecule: messenger RNA, 1650 nt
Organism: Dipodomys spectabilis (banner-tailed kangaroo rat)
Lineage: Eukaryota; Metazoa; Chordata; Mammalia; Rodentia; Heteromyidae
Product: olfactory receptor 2K2
Biological process (GO): G protein-coupled receptor signaling pathway
Cellular component (GO): membrane
Molecular function (GO): olfactory receptor activity; G protein-coupled receptor activity
Source: RefSeq, a predicted model, not a curated record